Messenger RNA from Porites lobata, 15279 nucleotides. The record is from the annotation of a GenBank genome assembly. Lineage: Eukaryota; Metazoa; Cnidaria; Anthozoa; Scleractinia; Poritidae.
GGUGAAAUGAAGCCAGGAUGAAAUGAAUAGGUUGCUUAGGGUAAAGUUUAGACCGCAGGUAAGUAACAAGAGUACUAUUGAGAAACUGAAAAAAUGUAGAAUUCCGGAUAUGUAAAAUGCAUGCCCAUUGGCACGUUAAUGAUGUGAUUUCCGUUGCUUCCGUCUAAUCGAAAAAGGAGACGUAUUAACUUGCUUUUAUUCUUUUCCUUAAAAGAAACUUCAUGUUUUCGACAACCAAAUUCAUCUUUAGGGUCAAAUGUUUUGUCAUCUAAUAUUCUGAGGUGUAUGUCUGAAAGUAUUAUGCAAUCAUUCAAUGGCUGAUUUUUCUUGUGGGGGAGGAGGGGGGCAGACCAUAUAAAAAAAUGAGAAGGGAGUUCAGGGCUGUAGCAAAGGGACUGAAUUAAAUCAUCAAGUGUAUUUUAAUCUCAUUGUGAGACGAAUGCACCUCCAGUACAUAUAUUACAGUAAAGAAAGUGAGCCACAUACAUCUCACAUGAAAUCUGACUGGAAUCCACCAGUUCAGCCUUCCGUGGCGUUAGAAACGUUUUACACCCGGUGAGCAAAAAGCACUCAAACAAUUGUCGCAUGCAUGACAAAGCCAUUAUACUCAAAAGGACAGACGGGGGAACCACAUCCGCUCAUGGUGAGCUGAAAAAAUAAGAUCAACGAGGGUUUAGCUUUGCUAAAUGAGAGAAAUAUUAAUUAUCAACCCCUCACUCAACCUAUGGUUGAAAACACAACCAGAAAAGUUAAGCAGAAGGCCACGUUGAUGAUAUGACAGCCAAAUGGCCAUCUCUUACGCCUAAUCCUCCACGUUUCCUUAUUAAUUUUCUACACACUUACAAAGAUUUACAAACCGACGCCUGUCGGUAAACCUAUGAUAUCAGGGUGUGAUGGCCCUACACAGCGGAUAUCUACAUUUGUAGAUCGAUUCAUUCAGCCAAUAGAGUAGAAACAAGUCUCGUAUUUAAAAGAUACAAGAGACUUCAUGAAUUUUAUUGAGCAGUACAAAAUUAUCUAAAACUACAGUCCUAGUCUCUAUAGACGUUACUAGCCUCUAGCUACACCAUUAUGCUGAGUGAUAAUGAAAUGGUUCUCCCCAAUAUUAUUAUUUCCUAAGGGGUUUUAAAAUGGUUUACUUUUUCUUGGGGGGUGGGGGGGGGGGGAUUUUUACCAAAAUCCUCCGGGAUGGCCAUUUUGAAAAAUGCUUCCAAGGGGGUAUUCAGUAUGACCCCUCAAUAGGGAGGGGGAGGGGAAUGGAAUGGCCCAUUGAUCCCCUGUCUGAAGGGAAUUGUAAAAGUGUUGAGUACAUUCUUUUGCUCAUAGCAGCAGGUUCUGUUUUACCCCAAGGUGGAAACACAAAUAACACAUUUUCGUAAAGUCCUAAUCAAAAUUAUUUAAUGUAUUUUUCUAAAAUUGAAAUUUAUUUAUUAUGUAGGAUUCUUAAUCCGAUAGGGUAUGUCCUCUGAUAUCUGAUUGCUUUUCAAUUCCCUGCCUAAUUGCAUAUACCUGUCAAGUUAAAAUCUUAUGAUAGCCCUGUACUGUUUAAGUUGUGUAUGCAUAGAAGUAUAGACAAUUUAAAAAUCACCAUCAUUAUUAUUUAUUGUUAAGGUCAUCUGUGGCUGUCUUUGUCAGAAAGGAAUUUCCACAGUUCCAGUCACCAACAGCUGGAAGUUUUUCCUAAGUUAUUACCAGAAUGAUUGUUCUAAGGUGAGUAAUAAUAUUAAUAAGUUGACACAGGUAUAUUUUGGCAAAUUUUAGGCUAAAUGAGACUGCAGAGUUCUCACCCCUCAAUAUUUUUCAGAAAAUGUCCGACUACAAUACAAAAUAAUUUAUUUUUACAAUUUUUUUAAGCCUACCUGUACCCGGACAUAAUGACUGGACAGAUCAAAUACCAAGUCCAAUUAAGACGUAUGAUCAUUUUGUGGCUGUAUAUUGUCAAAUUCAAUUGGCUCCUUAAUUGCCCCUAACCACCCAUGCAGAUCCAUGUCCCUUGUAAGAAGUUGAAAGUUAUAGUGCAGGACAGUACAGUUUAAAUCCUCCAAUCAGUGAUCUUGUUACAAUGAACCUCAAUUUAACAAACCUCUACAUAACGAAGUCCUGGGCACAACAAACGAUUUUCUUCAGCCCAUCCAAAGUAGUAUUGAAAUGUAUGGAACAGAACCUCGAUAAUUAUAAUGAACCUCGAUUUAACGAAAUCAUUGUUAUAACGAACAAAUCCAGAAGGGCAAACAUAAAAUGUACCUCCGUAUAACGAAUAUACAGCUGUAUGUCAACAUGUGACAAAAAUUGAAUGCAAAACAGACCAUCAGGGGUAAAAUUUAUAUGUAUAGCAGUUUCACCCAGUUUUGUUUGCCUGUUCUUGAGUUUCUGGCACCGUAGCUUUGUACAGCUCUUUACUGAGAAAAGAAAAUGUUAAUUGAUUGUUCAGAUCCAGGAAUGCUGAGCAAUAAAAAUUUAUUAUUACUAAACCUGCAUACAACAAACAUUUUGGUUGUUUUCCCAAAAAUUCGUUACUGCGCUUUUUACAAACACACGAACUCUAAAAUUUAAAAGCAGCCUUCACAAUUGCAUUUUUGGCUGCCGUCAAUCAUAAUUACGAUCACAAGCAAUGAACCUUGAAACACAGAAACACACAAAAUAUGGAUCGAAAUCCACCAAUCACAGAUCACAAACCUUGACCUUUUGAACCUGUUGAAGCAAAGUUCUGUUUCCUAAGAGGUCCAUUAAGAUGAUUGACAGCAGCGAAAAAUGCAAACGUCAGUUAGUUUUUGAAUUUCAGAGUGCGCGUGUUUAUGAAAAGCGCAGUAAAUCAAGGUUUUUGAUAUAAUAAACCCUCGAUAUAACAAACUAAUUUCCCCAGUCCCUUGGCACUCUGUUAAAUCAAGGUUUCACAGUACUGUGGAGUUGCAUCAAUUGAUGACUUCUUGGUCAACCAAUGCAGUAAAACCACUCUUAUCUAGCGUACACCUCUUUGCUUGUUCAUUAUUAAAAGACUCUUAAGUUCUGUGAUAUUUAUCCAUGGGACCUGUUAUUAUGGACAGUUCGACUUUGCAAACAGCAUCUUCUUUGUUGUCAUAGUGUUUGGACAAUGACAAACAUGACCAAAAUAUUUUAAGUAUGGUAUUGACAUAAUGUAUUUCCAACAAUUUUUCUGAUAUUUUGUCCAACCCAACCAAAGGCUUGGUUGGACAUUGUUGUUUCUGAAAAGAAAAAAAUACUUGCUGGCCUGUUUUUGGUAUCCAGUAAGUGGAUGCUGUGUGGGUUCUCUAAACCCUUAGCCGAUUUUAGACCAAAAUAUGUUAUUUUGUUCUAAUACCUGCUCUGUAUGACCUAUAAAAUCCGUAACAGUUCUACUUAUCAUGGUAUCUGAAUCCACAUUCUAGUUUUUAAACUUUGGGAUCAAAGUAGUUUUUGUGAUAUUUUCACUCGGUAUUUCAGCAUUUUUUCACCUCUUUAGAUUUCAUUUGUUUGAUAGUAUUCUGUAUGGGAUCAUUGAAAUAAAUGAAAUAAGAAUGUACAAUGUAGAGUCCUCAGACCUUUUCAUUCUACUUCAUUGCCAUUUUAUAUUGGUUAUAGCUAGGCUGCAGUAGCCUGAGUUCAUAAUUAAGUUUUAGUCUGUUUUUCUUUAUUUUAGUUUCUUAGCUAUUCAAGGACAGUGGUACAGUUCAGAUGGCAACAUACAUUACCCCCAAGGACAGCAAAAGAUCCGGUACAACCAAAACAUUCCACAUUUAAAAUAAUGCUUUUGUAUGUUCCAUAAUUUUUUUUGAUUGAAAUAAUUAUAUGAAUAUAUCAUAGUUUUAUGGUUGUGCUUCUUUCCGGUCUAAAGUAUUUUAAUCUCAAUCAGGUUGAUUUUUCUUUUCUUUUGUGCAAUACUCAUCAUUAUUAUAACCUGAAACAAUGUAAAGCAAAAACCAACUCUCUGUACGUUUCAUUGUUUCAUUAAAUUUUGUAGAAGUCAGUUGUUAUCAGACCAGACAUGACCAUACGACAGCUUGGAGUAGAAAUGGAUGUCAAUCCAGGUUAGCCCAUACACUGUAUAAAUGAUUAUAAGGAGGUGCCAUUAAUGCCAAGUACUGCUUACAUUGUAUAUAUUUCUUUGCCAGAGAAAAAUUGUGUCCUGCCUGGGUAGCAGUAAUUUUAUUUAUGCUAGAGUUUUACUGUGUUUAUUUCCAUAUCAAGUUGAAAUUAAAGUUUCACUUUAAUUGAUUUGUUAUUUGCUCUUACAUGUAGCUUCUCUAGCAGACCUGUUGAUUGACCUUGGAGAAGAAUUACCCAAUGGAUUCCACACAGGUAUCAACAAGUGCUUUUAUUAAAAUAUUAAUAAUAAUCAUUGUUUGAUGCAAAAGAGGAUUAGUCAGCCACAUUCCAUUUUUUUCUUGAUCUUGAAUCUAUUCAUGUGAAAGAGAAUCUUCUAGUUUCAAGAUUCAAUAUUGAAUUUGCUUAUCACUGUACAGAAUGAAAGAAUAAUAUUAAAGUAUUUUUAAGGCUUGGCUUGGGUGAUUAAAUUGAAUUUAAUGGAACUAAAAUUGCAAAUUUGCAAUCACCACAUAGAUGCAAAGUUCUGCAGUAUCAAUUCCAGUUUUGAAGCCACAAUAAAAUGAAUCCGUCAGAUCGUGGGAUUGAAUAACCUACAGUGUAGACCCAUUGCUGCUGUUAUGAGGAUGGAUUAACUUGUGACAAAGUUAUCUACAUGUUCUAACUUUGACUGUACUAUAUGUAUGAUCUUUUUUAGUACUUUCACCUGAUCUGGCUGAGCUGUUGGUACUGGAACAUGAUAUGACCCCCAUUCACCUGGACACCAUGCAUGAAGCAAGGUCUGUAACUUGACAAAGUUAGAUUGGUUUAUAGUUAGUUACAUUUGACAAAAUGGAACCACUAUUAGAUGACUGUAAACUUAUGUAAUUUUCCCCUCAAGUCCCAUGAUUGUUACUAGACUGUUAAAAUGAGUGAGGAUGGGACUCGACCAUAAGGUUUUUACGUGCUAAACAGUAUAUUGUAAUUUUUUGAAGAUGUUGUACAAUAGCAUGUACUGAUAUUAUAAAAAUUUAAUUCACUUGAGCUAGGUACGUGUUGAAUUUGCUAAAUAAACCCAAAUUGUUUGCGUGCAGCACCGUACCAGUGGUAUUGUAUAUGAUAAUGAGGCUGUUGUGCAAAAACAGGUAAAAAAUAGUACUGAUAAAUUAAAAUCGAACAAUGUUUUUGUGUCAUCAGAAAAGAAACUUUUUAAACCUUGAAAAUGGUGUCGCAAUGACACACAGAGUUUUUUUAUUUUACCCGUAUAAUUUUUAUUUGAUGUUGAGUUAUUUUAUAGGCGACUGCAAAAAAUACCACUAUAUUCUCAAAAUUGUCAUUUGGGUAGUACUUCGUGUAAACCUUACUUUUACAUUAUCUUUUGUGGACAAUUUGCAUGUGUAAUGUGGGUCAGUGUGUUGAAAAUUUGCAUACUCAGCGUAUUUGAGCAAAAUAAUGUUCAACGCUGGCUAAAGUAUACUUUAUUUAUUAUAAAUACUUUUGUCUUUCAUUACGUUCAGGAGUUUGGCAACAAGAGAAAUAAUUUGGAAGGACACUUAAAUCAGAAAAAAAGCCACAGCUUCGAGUACAAGUCUCCUUUAUUUACCCUGAAUUCUAGGUUAGAAACCUUCAAUUGCUUGUGCAUUUCAUGCAAAGAGCAAACGAUAAUGUGAACUUCAGGUUUACAUUAAGUUCUGCCCACUGGCAAUUUAAGAAUAAUAAUGGUACUAUAAUAUUAUUAAAGUACUUUUUGCAGUGGCCUAUAAAACCUGUGCUCAUUAGGAUGUUUUUGUGAAGAUGUAAUUUAUGAUACAUGCUACAUUAUCACUCAAUGACAGCUCAGCAUUUCUGCCAAGACCACCUGUGGUAACAAUAAUGGGCCAUGUUGACCAUGGCAAAACAACGCUACUAGACACUUUACGAAAGUCAUCUGUUGCUGCCGGAGAAGCUGGCGGAAUAACUCAGCAUAUUGGUGCAUUUUCAGGUAAAAUGAAAGGCAAUCAACAAUAACAAAUUUGAUUAUUGGGCAGUACAGUUUGAAAUUACUAUUUCUUUAUUUAUCAACUGCCAAAAAUGUACUAACUACUAAAGAAAGAAAAUGUUCAAAUACCAUGAAUGAUAUGACUGUAGAAAGAAAGACUUGCAAUUGGUUGAAAAAAAAAUAUUUGAUUGACACUACCCCCAGGAAGCACAUGUUAGAAUUUUGUGGUAGGCAGUGACAAUAUAUAGUUUGUAAAAGGCCUACAGUAAUGUAAAAUAAGUUUAAAAGUGAAACUGUCUAGAACAUUUACUUAAUUUUAGAAAAUCUGCGUGCCCUUCUGUUUUCUGCAAGUGAUGUACAAAAUUCAUUAAAAUUUUCAUAUUGGAUUCCAGUGAAAGCAAUGUUAUUGACAGCCCUGGAUGUACAUUGAUAUUCAUACUCUUAGGCCCAGUUCAGACGUCAAACUUUUCAUGUACCAGACUUAAUCCCUUCAAUUAAGUACGUGAAAAUAUUGAUAUUUGAGUCAAUAACAAUUGAGUCCAACAUAUUUUAUUUGGGCUGACCCAUGAAUUAAGAUUGAGUGGUCCACAUGGUAAUUUCAACUGUGGAGCGUCUCCGUAACUUCAAACAUCAAACUUUAAAUACAGUACCGUUCAAAAGUAAGUUGACACUCAAUUCUCAAUCCUCACGAGAAUUGAGAAUUAGUCUUGUUUCGAGCAUACAGUCGCUUGUGCGAAUCAUUCAAAUAUACAUGUAACCAUGCCGUGUUGUGUUAUGGCUUAGGUCUUUGUAAAAUUAUCGGGAAAUCAAUUAGGGUGAAUCUUUUGUUUUCUAGUUGUCCUGCGAGACUCGAUCCUCGACUCUUGAUAGCUUGUUCUCGAUUCUCGAUUCUCUAUUCGCGCAGGAAUCGAGAAUUGCGAAUUGAGUCGAGAAUCGAGACUCGCAAUGGAUUGUCAACUUACUUUUGAACGGUACUGUCCCAUUGUAUUGAAUUGAGUACGACUAAUUAAGUUUGAUGUCUGGGUCAGCCAUCAAACUUGUGUCAUUUGGGUUGACCUACAUGUAAAUAGGUAUAAGGUUUGGUACAUGAAAUGUUUGACAUUAACUGAGCCUUACGUGUUUUGUACUACAGAAACAAGGAGCUAAUAUGGGCUGUUUUGGCCUCACAGACUAGCCAUUCACUUUCACAUGUAACUUAAAGAUAAUUAUCAUCAUUUCAUUUUUAUCUUCAUUUUUUAUAGUCCAAGUCCCUGGUGCAGAGAAGACAAUAACAUUUAUUGAUACGCCUGGUCAUGCAGCAUUUGAAACCAUGCGGGCUAGAGGAGCUAAUAUUACAGAUGUGGUUGUUCUUGUGGUGGCAGCAGAUGAGGGUGUCAAACCACAGACUGUGGAAUCCAUAAAGCAUGCCACUAAUGCAAGAGGUAUUAGACCAUCAGCACAAAGGAGUCCAUGAAAUUAGAUGAAUAUGCGCUAUUUCAGUCUUAGAUUUUAAUCUUUUCUGAUAAGAAAAGAAAAAAAUAAAAAUAAUAUAUGGUCCUGUCAGAGAAGUGUGAACUGCUCAAUAGCUUUUAGCUUUUGGUAAAUGGUCACCUUUAAGGAUGUCAUCUAAAUUCAAAAGUUAUUGUGUAGAACCACUAUAGAAUGGUAUAAAACUCAAACUACACCACACAAAUGUAUUAUGAUUAGCAAGAUUGUUUUUUCAGGAGUUGACAGUUUUAGGAUUUGAUUUUGUACGCUGUUAUGUUAAAAUUAGAACCACAGUCUAUAUAUGGGCUAAAAGAAGUACAAAAGUCAUGUAGUUGAAAUUAUAACUUGCUCAAAAAACAUUCAGCUGAGACUGUAGCUUUCAUUUUAUUGUGUACUUUAAAUUCAGAGUUGUGAAUAAUAAUUAUGUGAUUCAACAUUUUGAAUUUAAAAGUUUAUGGAUUUUAAACUGUGUAUUCUUUGUUACCUGCAGUUCCAAUAAUUGUGGCAAUUAAUAAAAUGGACAAGCCAAGAAUCAAUGUGGUAUGUUGGAAAAUGAUUUAGAAAAAAACUGUUUAAUUGUAAUAAUAUGUUGGCAUAGACAUUUGUGGUGUUGUUUGCAAAGUUUGAAUUUGGUAGAAUUAAUAGGUCAUGCACAAAAUUGCCACGCUCAUUAACAUUUUCUGAUAAUAAUAAUUAUGCAGAAACAAGUCAAGCAGCAGCUUCUUCAGCAUGGAAUACAACUUGAGGAAUUUGGAGGAGAUAUUCAGGCAGUUGAAGUGUCAGCCUUAAAGGUACUAGAUCCACACUGGUUUCCACCAUUUUACGGAAAUCGUUCAGACUUUUCAUAAUAAAUAUAUUUUUCAAUAAAAAAAACUUUCCAAGUUGAAAUCUGGAAAAUGUAUCGGGCAAUUUUUUUUUCAAGCUUUAGAGUGUGCUGUAAUAAUGGUCUGUACAUUUUGAACCACUCUGAUUUCAGCAGACGUUCUUUGGGGAGGAUUGCGUGACAAGUCAAAAUAAUGUCUGCAUGAGAAGCUAAUCCAUGUGUUACCACCUACCAUAACCAACCACAUACCUGUUGUACAACCUGUAGUUAAUUUUUUAUCUCAGGGAAUUUUUCUUUGUCUUUUGUGUUUGGGUUUGGUAAUGUAUGCUAAUGAAGUUGAAACAAAGAAAAACUAAAAAUAACCUGAGAUAAAAAAUUAGCUGCAACAUAUCCAUACACCAAAAAUUUUCCUAGUUAUUAAAGCCCUUUAAGCCCAAUAUCCACUAAGAAAUAUUCCAGACUGAUCUCUAUACAUUAACUUGAAAAAUUAGUCAAGAGAAUUUGUUGACAGGUCAAACUACUUUCCUUUUGGUGAUCAUUUCAUUAAUUCUUGUAACCUCUCUAUUACUGAGGGGAACUCUUGACUAGGAAUUAACUGACAUAUAAUUUCUAUUAACAGUUUUUAUAGGAAACCACUAUUUCUUUUCAUCUUGAAGGGAACCAAUCUUGAUGGACUGUUAGAAGCAAUCACAACCCUCGCAGAAUUGCAUGAUCUGAAGGCUAAGAGAGAUGGUCUUGCAGAAGGAGUUGUUCUGGAGUCAAGAAAGGACAAAGGAAAAGGGUACAUCUUGACAAAUUAAUAUCCAUGCUUAAUAUCAAUACAUUAUAAAAGACCUUACGACUUGCUGAAGUUAGGAGUACAUUUAUUUGUCAUGAAAGUCCAGGCUGGGAAGACUGGAACAUGUGUAUGCAGUAUGCCCGAUGUUGGUCACAUACAUUAAUACCAUCAUUACUCUGUGACAAUUACUGUCCAACGUUUUUUCAGUGCUAUCGCAACAGUCCUUGUUAAACAUGGAACCUUAAAGAAAGGCAGCAUUGUUCUUGCCGAUGACACCUUUGCUAAGGUAACUCUUUAUAACCGCAUUUGUCUUAAUUCAUGGUUGUUAAUAACAGUCAAGUGAUUAGGUCAUGCGGCCAAUAGAAAUGCUAGAUUUCUAAUAUGGAGUCCUGCUUUGACCAGUACAUGUGUAGCUGACUUUGUUUCGUGGUAGUCUCAAUUUCAACUCCCUCCAUUGCUAUGCUUGUAAAAUAGCCAACUGGUAGGCCUCCUGCCUGGGGAUUCUUACACUAAAAUGUAACAUUGUUAUGUUUUAGUUUAAAUUGUUUGUUUCCAGGACAGUAGACAGAUCAGAUAUAAAAGUAGGGAGCUUGGCAAUCAAUCGCUGAAGGUGAUUUCAGGCUUUAACUCUCUCACUGUACCCUUUUUCCCCAAAGAGGCAGCUCAAAAUUCAAAGUAGCCAAUGUUUUAGCCACUCGCUGGCACUUAAUGAGAAUCCUGUGUUUUAGUUGUUUGCACCGUCCAACUAAGCAUGAUUUAGUACUGCAGAUACUGCCAAGAGAAAAUAAAGAUUUAUUAUAUCUCUAUACUAUUAUUGUUACUAUCGUCACCAUCAUCAUCAUUGUAUCAAUAAUAUUAUGGCUGUCUCUGAUAGGUGCGCAUGAUGUAUGACAGUCAAGGCAAAGUUUUGUCACAAGCCACACCCUCCAUCCCUGUGGAGGUGUUAGGGUGGAGAGAACUGCCGUCAGCAGGGGAUGAAGUUUUUCAGGUCACGUCAGAGGUGAGUACAUGAAGUCACUUUUUCUGCCAUUUCUCUUUGUAGGGCGUUCUUAAGCAAAAGAGUUUGGUGAUGUUUCUGACCUCACAGACAAAAACAUAAAGUUUGUUUUGUUUUGUUUUGCACUCUGUUUGGCAUGUGCGGUAAAUUAUUGAAAGCUUUCUUAAACCAUCAGAGUAAUCAACAUCAACUUUUUCAUAGCAUUGAAAAUUACUUAGGUAAUGAGAAUUAAUAAAAAUUAAUGAUCACCUUCAAGAAAAUGUAUAGAGACUGCGUAUCAGGAUCAGGGAUUAGAGAAUUUGUGUGUGGGUAUGUUACAGGUUGAAAUUAAAUUCAGGUUAAAAAUAUUUUACCUAGGUUAAAUCUCAAUUUUCUUGUUAAAUUAUUCAUGUAUUUAGGGCUAGUAGACAAUGGAAAUUGAGAAUCAACCUAGUUUAGAAAAUUUCAUCCUGAGAAAGAAAGAAAGUGACUAAGUUGAGAUUGCAAAAAUUACAUAUUUGCCAAAAAGUAACUAAGAUGGCCACAGAAUAGACAGUAAUGGGGUAGGGGCUCCGAGAGGCCAGCAGCACAUACCAGCAAAAAUUACCCAAGUAUCCCCCAGUCCCAAAGGUGUCUGUCUUACAGAGAGUUGACUGUAAAGGGGAAAGUUAUUUUCUUACGUAGCACAAAUUUUAAAUUUUUGGCAUUAUUUUUUCCCAGCAAGAGGCUCAUGACUUUAUAAACAAGAGAAAAUCAGUACUUCAUGAAAACAGACUAUCAUCAGAUCUUGGGCAUAAUUUGCUAGAGGACGUUGAGCUGACUUACAAAGGAGAUCCUGCACCAAAGGAACCAAACAGAAUUUAUGAUUCUUCUGACAAGUUAAAUGUAGUUAUAAAAGGUUGGUUUGUACAUAUCACUGUAGUUACAAUGAGGGACAAAAGUGUUGACACACUUCAGUAAAAUGGCCCCUUUUUGCAUAGUGGAUGGUAAUGUAUGAUAAUGAGUUUAAAACCCCAAGGAUAAAAUUGAACCACAACAGAUAUACUUAUCCCCUUCCCCUGUCUACCCCAGCUCCUUCCCUGCAAAAUCAAUGUUGAAUUUUGGACCCUCAAGUCUUUUUUUUACUUCAGACAACAUUGAUUCGGGGGUUGAGGGGAUUUACGGCAUUUAAAAGGAAUGAAAUAAUAAAUGAAUUAAAUGUUUGUUAAAAGCACCCAUUUUAAACAAGUGUGUCAACUACUUUUGUCCCUGAUUGUAGCUAAGAAAUAAAGAGGUCAUCCAGAUUUGUUAGUAAGGUGUGAGAAAUUGUCCUUGAUGCGUGAGAUUGACGUCUUUAGUCCGCAAGGUAUGAGACUCACAGGGUGCGUGAGCUGGCAUUGGUAUAAAAUAUCAUAUUUUCCUUUAUAGCUACACAUGCACUGAAUACUGAAUUAUUUUCUUUACUGUGUAGGUGAUGUUGAUGGUUCAAUAGAAGCCAUCAAUGAUGCUCUACAAACUUAUAAUUCAAGGAAAAUUUCCUUAAAUGUUUUGUGCGCUGAGGUAGGAGCAGUCAGUGAAAAUGAUAUCAAACUAGCAGACACCUUUAAAGGUAAGUUUAUCUAGCUGCAUACCUAGUCUGAGAAAACAGCCAAUAUUUCACGACACCACCUUUGGGUUCCCCCUGGAAUGACUUCUGAGAAAUGAGUGUAGAAAUGCCAUACUGCACACUUUGUCAGUACCUAUUUUUCAGUGUCAUACCUCCAAAAAUAAAAAUCAAAACCAUUUGACUGAUGAAGUCAAGAAUCUAGGGGUUAAAAGUAGAUACAUUGUAAUAACAAUAUAAUAGCAGUCCAAGGGAAUCAAAGAAAGAAAAUGUUGCUAAUGCUUCUUGCAAGUGUAUUCAUUUCAGAGGGGACAGAUGGCAAAUUGUUUUUGCUUGAAAUAUCUAUAUAUUAAAGUUGUAACAGUUCAUCAGUAGAAUAAUAACUCAAAAAGGGUUGGAAAUGAAUACCUUAAUUUUCUAAUUCCAGAUUGUUGAUUAAAGCUUUCCAUCAUAAUGUCUAUUGUCUUUGAAAGUUAAUGUUUUUAUUUGUCAUUUAAACAAUUAGGUGUGGUUUUUGGCUUUAAUGUAAAGAUGUCAAAGAAAACGCAGUCCUUUGCAAAACAGCUUGGUAUCAGUGUUAAACACCACAAGAUUAUUUACAAGUUGCUGGAGGAUAUCAAGGUUUGUAUGAGACAGUGCAUGAACAAUACUUUGUGUCAGUCUACUGACAAAGGAAGACACCAUACACAGUAAAAGAAUUUGUCACAACUUUUCUGCUCAGGGGGUCUUGAAGCCAGGACUAUAGACCCAACUUAGCAAACUUUAGUUUGUUUUUGUAAACAUCAUUCUGCUCCAUUGGGCCAGGUUGUUCAAAGCUGGAUAAAGAACACCCAGGGUUGGGCUGAAAUUUGAAUUCUGAUAUGAAAACUUAAAUAGCAAAUUCAGUUUAAUUCUCUUUGUCUACAAUUUUCUGAGAGGAUGAUGUAAAUAGAAUAGAGAAAAUUAUAUUGGAGAAUUAUUGCUUUUGAAAUAAAGAAAAAGAAACCCGGAUUAAAAUUCAACCCCAUGAGGUUAGCACUAAUCGGCCAUCGAAGGGCCCAGUAGUAAAAGAAACUUGAGACAAAGCUGUCAGUACAGCUUAUUCUUUCCUUGUCCUUCAUCAUUUUACUCUCAUGAAGAGUCACUGCCAUAAGGGUUAUUGCCCUCUAAAAUUAAUGUUGUAAAUUUUGAAUUUCUUUAAGAAUUGUUGAUCAUGAGAAGCAUUUCUUCAUUUGUGUUUCAUCCAAAUUCCAGACCCCAUGAAGUCAGUCUUAAUAAUCUUGGCUGCACCUCAUAAUGGAUAAGAUAUGAAAAGAUAAUGUGGAAAAUUGUUCUGCCCCAGUUGUUCAAAAGGUGGAUUACACUAUUCCCUGGAUAAAUCUCUAUCCUCUGAAUAGCCCAGUUGGUUUUCCUAAUACUUGUACUUAUCUGCUGGAUAGUGAUUUGACCUGUAAAUAGCACUAUCCAACAUCUGAACAGUGUGGGCCUGCUUGUCACUGCAUGUGCAUGAACUGAAGUGCAAGCAGAUAAAGGCCAACCCUUAACUCCCCGAGUGCCAUUACUAAACCCAUUUAAAGUUGAUUAGAUUACAGUUUGCACUGUUCAUUUUAAAUACCUUGCAUUCAGGAUGAGCUUUCAAACAGACUUCCUCCAUCUAAAGAAGAAACAGUCGCUGGUGAAGCAUUAGUACGUAAAGUGUUUCACCUUACAGGCAUGCGCAAGGCUGUAGUGGCUGGCUGCAGAGUGAAAAUGGGGAGCCUUGCUCGGGAUAGCUUAUACAGAAUAACAAGGAAUGGCAAGGUUAUCUUUGAUGGUAAGUGGGUAUCUUUUUCUUACAUUGUUCAAACCUGGAAUUCUUUUGGAAUUACAUGUACCUUGUAAUCUCCAGGAGACUGGCACUGGCAUUGCCAUCCUCCUAUAAAAGGAAAAUUGCUGCUUUAUCCCCAGUUGCUCACUAUAACUAUUUUGGGGGAUAUUUGAGUUAAUAGGAAGCUUAAGCAAUGAUGGUGAGGACAGCAACGAGAACGGCAAAAAAGCAAUAGGUUUACAGUUGCUCACUACCUGACUGUUUUGGGGGAUAUUUGAGUUAAUAGGGAGCUUUAAGCAAUGACGGUGAGGACAGCGAUAUGAGAACGGGAAAAAAGCAAUAGGUUUAGAUAAGCAAAACAACAACUUUGCAGCUGGUGCAUCACACUUUUUUGUAUAUUUUUUGCCCUUGUAGCAGCUCCACAGCGACAGGAAACUGACCAAUUUAACGUUUUCUGGAGGACAUUUUACAAGACAACCAUUUUUUUUAUUGUUUUUCAAAACUUUGAUACAAUCCUUUAGAAUUCUUCUCCAGAAAAAUUCACCAACAUUUGACAAAUUAAACGCCUUGAAAUGAGAGCAAUGAAUUUUGAGACAGCAUGAAUUAUUUUUUUAAGAGACGUUUUCACUGCUGCCAUCAUCAUUGUUGCUUAAGCUCCAUAAUUAUUAAGGAAAGCAGGAAUGAAAGGAGUGAUGUGAAUUGAUGAAAGAAGCUUUCCCCUUUCUCUCUUUUUCCUUCCCGUAACUUUCCACUUGCACUCUGCACUUGUUCCCAUUAUCUCUCACACUUCUCGCUUAUCUCCAGCUCUCAUGCCUCUUGCUUGUCUACUUAAGCCUUGGGCCCGAAGCUUGUGGAGAAGGCUGGGAAAAUUGCCCUUGUAACCAAACCUGGCCUGACUAUAUAAAGCACAUAGAAUUAUUACAUGCACUGAUGGUUGAAUGUGUGAGAUCGAGAAUUCCUUAAAGUCUGGGAGCCAUAUCUCGGGAAUUCCUAUCGAUGUCUCAGGAAAUUGUUUGGAGGACAAUGUCCUCCAAUUCAAACUCUUGAAGAUUCCCUAAAUUUUUAUGGUCUUGAAUUUGAACCCCAUGGAAUGUCCAAUCAGGGACCAGCCCGUUGGUUAACCCCCAGAAAUUCGUGAUUUCAUAUCCAAAAAAAAAAAAAAACAGACCAGUUCUCCAAAGAUUCUUGAAGUUAUUUUGAAAACUCAGGGAUCCCCAGCCAUAGAGAAUACCAUUAUGGUCAGGCACUACUCCUACUGUUUACUUCCCAAGGGAUCUUCAAGAAUACUGUUCAAUUUUGUUAGUCAAAUAUAUUUUUUCAAAGUGAUGAAUAAUUAUGAUGCCUUUUUCUCUCAAAAGGAAAGUUAUCAACCAUGAAGCGUGGACAGGAUGACAUUAGCCAGGCCAAAAGAGAAACAGAAUGUGGCUUAUCAUUUGAGAAAUUCACAGAUGUUGAAGAAGGAGAUGUUGUACAGUGCUACACCAUAACUGUGACAAAACAACCUAUUGAUUGGAAUUGGGGUUUCUGAUUAGCUACCUUGUUCUUUUUUACAGUGAAAAUAAUCUUCCUGGGACAAAUUAAUAUGAAAAACUUGUGUAAAUAUUUAUUAAUUGUUGAUAAUGCUCACAAAUCAACUGGAAAGCUUGGUAUGCUCUUGUGGUUUGUGGUGGAUUAAUUUAUAAGAUAGUUUUAAUCGUUUCUUGCAAGAAACAGUUUUUAAAAAGUUUUAUUCGAACUGUCUGUAAUGAACAGAACCCUCAUUAAAAUGAAUGUUAAUGCUCUGGGGUUUUUUGUUUUUUUGUUUUGGUCUCCUAAGGGAUUUAAACAUUACUCACUUUAAGGUAGAAAGCUAAGACGAUUUACCACCCC